Molecule: messenger RNA, 372 nt
Organism: Phytomonas sp. EM1
Lineage: Eukaryota; Euglenozoa; Kinetoplastea; Trypanosomatida; Trypanosomatidae
Source: the annotation of a GenBank genome assembly
AUGGUCGCCGCGCAGAUGGUCGCGAUGGGGGAGCUCUUGGUCUUCGCGGAGAAGUGCGGCGUCGAUGGCGAGGUCGUGGUCAAGGCCAUCAAAGGGGGCGCCGCGCAGUGCUGGACGCUCGAUGUCAAACCCGAUCGCCUCCUCGCCGGGAAUCGGGACCCCGGGUUUAAGGCCGCCCUGCAGCUCAAGGAUAUGCAUAUUGUCAUGGAGUCCGCGAAGGAGUAUGGGGUGCCGCUGCCCAGUGCGGCCAUCCACACCCAGCUCUAUGAGUCGAUGGUGCGGUGUGGGGACGGCGAUCUAGACAACUCGGCGGUUGUCGGCGUGCUCGAACGUAUGGCAAAUGUCAAGAUAAGCGAGCCCAAGAAAAAAUAG